Messenger RNA from Bombyx mandarina (wild silkworm), 1918 nucleotides. It is a transcript of the gene tay, whose product is annotated as tay bridge kinase. NCBI's taxonomy places the organism in Eukaryota, Metazoa, Arthropoda, Insecta, Lepidoptera, Bombycidae. The record is from RefSeq and is a predicted model, not a curated record.
UAGCGUCGUGAAACACCUUUCAUUGUAUUGACUAUUGACUGAUUCUGAACACAGAGAAUAAUGUAUAAAGUUAAUUUACCAUAAUAUUGUCUUAGUUGUUAUUGAAAUAUGUUGUAAGAUACCUUAGUUAAGUGAAAUUAUGUCUCCGUUUACGUGAAUGUGAAAGGAAUCAGCCUGUGGAGUGCUACGCGGCCAUUUUACUUGCAAUGCGGCAACGGUGUACGGUCCGCCAUUGGAAACGUCCUGUGUCUUUUUCAUGAGUGUAAGAUUCGUAUUUUGUAUAAAAUCUUGGUAUAUAAUCAAGGAAUAACCAUGUGUGAUAAAAGUGUAGUGCGGACUUUAGUGUAGUGAAACAUGGUGGUCGGGUGAUACGAAUAAUGUGCGAACGAUGGAAAACGAAGUGAAGCAGCGCAAUCAAAGAAAUAGACGAAGGGAGCGGGCACAGCGCAUGCAAGCACAGCGAGAGAGUAAAGUUAAGGAUGGAGACAGCGGCGAGGAUGAGUCUCCGGCACGAGAAAAGCCGCCUCGUCCUCCCGCCAGGAGAAAAAAGUCGAGGGAGCCGCUGGGAGAAGAAGAUAUCAUUGACGGCUUCGCCAUAAUGGCAUUUCGUACCUAUGAAGAUCUGGAGGCUGCUGUAAAAUGUGCUUCCUCGCCUCGUACCAAUGCAUUGUCGGCGAAGUCUCGAUUACCAUUGGCAGCCCUGGCGGCAGACACGACUCGUAAUCAUCCACCAAACAACGUCAACUCUCAUGGCAUUACGCUGCUUCAAGACGCUGGAACGUCUGACGACAGUGGACGAGCAUCAGAGAGACUCACUGGUAGUUCAGUGGCACCACGAGACCCCGAUUCAUCUCGUGAUCGUCUAAGUGACGCCAGUAGCCGCUGUAGUUCCGGAAAAGGCUAUAUCUGUGAUAGUGAAGGCGAGGAUGACAAGGCCAGUCCAGAAAAUAGUCGAAACGCUUCACCGAGAUAUCAUGACGUUUCCAUGGAUGAUGCAUCCGAUGCGGGCUCUCUAUUACGUGUGGCUGGUACAAAUCCUGUAAGUGCAGGUGCAGGCGGCGGUUGUGGCGCUGGGAAAAAUGAGCUAGUUGCAAGAGGUGGAAGCGGUGGUGCGCUGGCUCUGUCCCGAGCACCUGUCGGGGGCAGUGCUAGCCCGGCGCCGGCACCGCUGCCGCAACCUGCCCCAUCUCCCGCACCUGCCGCGCUGCCUCCACCGGCCUUACCGCCGCCGCCUUUNGGUACAAAUCCUGUAAGUGCAGGUGCAGGCGGCGGUUGUGGCGCUGGGAAAAAUGAGCUAGUUGCAAGAGGUGGAAGCGGUGGUGCGCUGGCUCUGUCCCGAGCACCUGUCGGGGGCAGUGCUAGCCCGGCGCCGGCACCGCUGCCGCAACCUGCCCCAUCUCCCGCACCUGCCGCGCUGCCUCCACCGGCCUUACCGCCGCCGCCUUUCAGGGCAGAUACACCUCAUAGGCCUAACGGGGCGCAUAUUCCGACACUCGAUGGACAUGCCGCAACUCAAAUCCCUGCGAGACCAGUAGGAGCCGCCGGUCCCGAUACACCAGAGCGUCCAGCCAGCAAUAAUAACAAACUACAACCAUGUGCUCGCACAUCCACGGACAGCCCGACGCCUGCACCGCCCGCGCCACCAGCGCCGUCGCCGCUCUUCCCGUCGCAUACAGCCUACCAGUCGCAGUCACAUGCGGCUGCAGCACUGCCAGACUAUCGACACACAAACCACGAGACGCGGACAGAUUCUCAAGACUCGCAAGCUCAAGCACCUCUUGAUCUUCAAGCGCAUCACGCGCCACGUCCUCCUCAUAUUGCAUCGAUUGCAACACAACCUUCUCAUCCUAAUUUGUCGAGCCGUAUUCCACAUUCACAGCCUUAUCCAGUUAUACCAGCGGCGUAUCGCAGAGCGUAA